Molecule: messenger RNA, 1561 nt
Organism: Pogona vitticeps (central bearded dragon)
Lineage: Eukaryota; Metazoa; Chordata; Lepidosauria; Squamata; Agamidae
Source: RefSeq, a predicted model, not a curated record
AUGCCUUUCUCCCCAGCCUGCUGCCAGCUGCUCCAGCUCCUGCUCUCCUUGCUGAUCCUCAUCUGCAGCUCCGUCUCCUACAACGACUCCGGCGGCUACACAGGUCUCUUCAGCUUGGGCGGCCUUUACUACUACGAGUACGGGGGCGCCUACAGCGGCUUCAGUGGGGCCGACGGGGAGAAGGCCCAGCGGCUGGACGCCCAGUUCCACCAGCUGAAGCGGCCGCCGGCCCGGGCGGCCAUGGCGGUGGGAGGUGCCCUCCUGGCUUUCACUUGCCUCCAGAUUGGGGCCGGACUCUGGCGGGUGCCCUGGCGCUGCCCGGCCUGGCUGAUCGCCGAGGCCUUCCUGGACGGGGCCGUUGCCCUCGGCCUGGCGCCUGCCCUUUACUUCUAUUACCAACACCUCCACGCCGUCUAUUCCUCGCCGGUGUGCAAAGAGCGAGAGAGCCUCUACAGCAGCAAAGGCUACCGGGGCUUUGGCUGCGGCGUGCACGGCGCCGAGAUAGCUGUGGGACUCUUUGCCGCCGGGGACGCGGUGGCCUUCCUGCUCACGGCGUUCCUGGCUGUGCGGGCUUUCCGCACCAUCCGGAGUCUCCGAUCAAAGCCGGUGGACGUGGACGACCUCUAGCCGGUCCGCUUUGGAGAAGCUGGAGCUGAGGUCUCGACCAAGUUAGGCAGGGUAGUUUCAGAAUAUGGGGGGUGGCGGGGAGCGCAGGAGCCCGCUAAGCCGGCAGAGAAGUGCCUUAGUACUGCGUACCAGGGAGGAUGCCAUCUUCAGAGUCAGGACGUUUGGCGUUAUUGGGAACCCCCUCCCUCCCCCAUCCCCAUAGCCGCACUGAGCCAUUGCAGCGAUGAGUAGACUUCUCACCCGCCGCCCUAUUGCCUUACCCAAAUGAAAGUGCGCACACAAACACACCCCAAUUCCAUCUUUGGCCUGUGAAGUCACUGCAGGGUCCACGUCUAGCAAUCCCUUGAGCCCCGGAUGGAACGAUUCGAGUCUCAGAUGGGGUGGUGAAAAGAUCCACGCACACCACCUUCCUCUGCUCUUCUAAAAGGACAGCUGGGACUCCCCAUUUCUGCCUCUGAGGAGCUUCUCCGGGACAACCUCUUUCCAAGUGCAAUUAUGAAAUGUACAGAACUUUUGAAAUGGCACCCCAUAAUAAAACUACUGAUGGUUGUGCCUUUCUUCAAGCCACGUCCUUCAGCUGCUCCUGUGAGCAGAAUGUUCGGGGUGGGUGAGGGGUGGAGCCGUUAUUGACCGCAGCAAAUGGUCCAGUGGCCUCUUAUGGACUAGUAACACUUCAUUUGGCAGAUGUUUCUGUGGCCUGUAACCCAUUUCUUCUUCUUACAUGGGCAGUGGGUCUAUGAAUGAUAACAAUGUGCCAGCAAGUUGAUUCUGACUUAUAGCGACGUUUUCCAGGCAUAGAGUACUCAGAAGUGGUUUAGCCUUCCUUUCUUCUGGGGUUCUGCAGCUCAACCAAGGCUACAGAGGCUGGGUCUUCUUCUAGGAGGAAGAGCAGUGAAUUGAACUUCCACCUUUGGCUGUGCACUCAAGCACCCAA